AUGACGAUAGAACAAGACCUGAAACGGUCGUUGGCAGAUGUCUCACACAAUCUCCACCAGCCGUGUAAGCGCUUUCAUUCUUCUUCUGUUUACGACAGCGACAGUAAUUACAACUUAAGCACGGACGAUACGAUGCUAACGUGUGGAUCAACUGGAAUAAACGGAUUAGACGGGACCUCCAGCAGGCGAGAUAGCGGGGCUGUGUGCGAUGCGUACGAUGAUAGUAACAGUUAUAGUAACACACACGCGCAGUUGGAUUUCAGGACGUGUGGGGGCUCUCGUGUGCGCUGUGAAAGCUCCAUGGUGCUUGCUAAGGCUGCACGUCGCAUCACACGGACACAACCGCAACCACAACUACAAUCACAGUCACUAGCUAUACCUGUAAGGCAUAGUAUAUCGACAGACGAAUACGCUACACUGCUAUGUAGAGCUGAGCCAGAUACAGUAGCCAUGAGCGACAGAGACCUGUAUAACGAGUGGGUGUUUAAUAGUGAUAACAGCUACACACCUAGCCAGAUCAGAUGGCUGCAGAAACACCAACCGGCUAUGGUAGGUGAUGCAUUAGGCCGGGGUCAUGUCAGUAACGGGGUUUGGGGUGACGACUAUGGGAACAAUACAAAUGCGAAUGCGAGGCGUACGCACUGCGAUACCGAUGAGGUGCUGAGGCGACAAGUGGCUCGGUUUGGAUCCAAGCUGCGCACCACACAGUCUAGCUUUCUGUGA
Sphaeroforma arctica JP610 is the source of this 723-nucleotide messenger RNA. RefSeq lists its product as hypothetical. Lineage: Eukaryota; Ichthyosporea; Ichthyophonida. The transcript is spliced from 2 exons. Bases 1 to 723 code for a protein of 240 amino acids. The record is from RefSeq and is a predicted model, not a curated record.